UUUUUUGUCUCUCUGUCAUGGAGCUGUAACAGUAUGGUAGAGGCUGGCUGUGCGUAGGUCGUCUUGUGGACUAAAAAGUAAAGUGGAGAGGGGCUGAAAAAGUCUGAAAAGUCAGUGAAUCCAAGUGUGUGGAGCUUGACAGGUGAAUGUCAGGAAUGGGGACAGUCCCUAAUGACAUCAGGAGGCUUCUGGACGACUGCGAGACGUUCCUUGCAGAGAUACUUCAGGAUGAGGACCUCAGUGAAGAUGGUCAAGAGGCCCGAAGAAUCUUACUGAGUAACUUCAAGGUGGUGCGUGGCAGAAACCCUCAGGAAUUCCCCUUCCAGCCGGACUACAGGGAAGAAGACGGCUCUGAUGACAACCGCAGCUCCAGCCUGGGUCGCUCUGCCCCGUCGGACGAUGCUUCGGUAGCCUCUGACUACCAGGAUGAUGGAGGUGCUGAGUUUUUUGAAGACAUCCCCCUUGUGGCAGCUCAGGAGCUCAACAACAUCUUGAAACAAGGCUACUUGGAAAAGAAACGAAGAGAUCACAGCUUCUUCGGCUCGGAGUGGCAGAAGCGAUGGUGUGUCCUGAACAAUUCAAUAUUUUACUACUUUGGGACCGAUAAAGAUAAACAGCAGAAGGGCUCCUUUUACAUCAAUGACUACGGCGUACAGCUGGUGGCCAACCUGAGAAAAGACUCCAAAAAAAAUGCCUGUUUUGAGCUGUUUGCCCCCGGACGGCGAGCCUUCCAGUUUACUGCCAGCAGUCCUCAGGAGGCCAGAGAAUGGGUCAACCAGAUUAAUUUUGUACUAAGAGAUCUCAGCUCCAGCUCCAUCCCGGUUGACGACGACGAGGAGGAAGAGGAGGAGGAGGAGGAGGAGGAAGAAGAGCAGACCUAUGAUGACAUUGAGGGGCUGACUGCCGGCCCUCCCCCGCCGCGGCCGCACGCCGCUGCCCAGGCCCCUCACGCCGUCAAACACGCCAGAGUGCAGGAGACGGAGGAGGUGGAAGAGGAAGAUGAGGAUAUCUACGAGGUGCUGCCAGAAGAAGAUUUUCCAGAUCCGACAGACGAGGUCACCGAGAUGAACAGCAAACAAGCUUUGUCAUCAGAUUACGCUAACUUCUACCAGGGUUUAUGGGACUGCCAUGCCGACGAGCCUGACGAGCUGGCCUUCCAGAGAGGAGAUCUCAUCUACAUCAUUAGCAAGGAGUACAACAUUCACGGCUGGUGGAUCGGCGAGCUGAACGGCACCGUCGGCAUCGUCCCCAAAGACUUCCUGCACCCGGCCUACAUCCUCUGAGCUCCGCCAGAGCUGCUGCUGCUGCUGCUGACGCGUCCUGCCAUGAAUUUCAGAGACAGCAUCGCCCCGUCAGAUCAUAUGUAUUUUGGAAAUUACCCUCCACCCCUUCUCCACCUCUCUUUCUUACUUUCUUUAUCUCGUAAGAAUGUAAAUGUAUAACUAUGUGUAAAUCCCGCUGCAGUAGAAGUCACAUUCACACUAUAAAUUACACAGAUGUGCUGGUUUUCAAACUAUAUUAUAUCAAACUAGAGCUCAAAAAGCUUUAAUCAAUGAGUCAUUUAACUGGAAAUUAAAGAAGUUUGAUGAUUGAUUCAUCUUUUAAUU
Molecule: messenger RNA, 1607 nt
Organism: Scomber scombrus (Atlantic mackerel)
Lineage: Eukaryota; Metazoa; Chordata; Actinopteri; Scombriformes; Scombridae
Gene: skap1
Product: src kinase associated phosphoprotein 1
Exons: 13
Coding region: 147-1283 (378 amino acids)
Cellular component (GO): cytoplasm; plasma membrane
Molecular function (GO): protein binding
Source: RefSeq, a predicted model, not a curated record